Messenger RNA from Trypanosoma grayi, 329 nucleotides. RefSeq lists its product as hypothetical. The annotation marks the transcript as partial. The transcript has a single exon. Lineage: Eukaryota; Euglenozoa; Kinetoplastea; Trypanosomatida; Trypanosomatidae. The record is from RefSeq and is a predicted model, not a curated record.
GCGUGCGGUCGUGUGGCGUGCGGCCGCACCGCUGUUGGGCUGCCGCUGACGGUCGCCGUGGCCGACACGCCUCCCGCCGCUCAACGUGGAGUGCCUCUUCUCGCCCGAAGCAUGCUCUUUCCGCAUCUAACCAGCCACUCACGACGCAAAUACCAAAACAAAACAAAAAGACACGUGGGACAGGAGGACAAAAAACAUGCGAGGAAGCAGCAGCAGCAGCAGUGCAACAGCGAACAAGAAAUGGAGGAGACUUCCCUCUUCCACUUCAGCAUCACACAGACUUAUUCUCUUGCCACCGCUGCUGUUGUACAUGGAUACAAACCGACACA